Molecule: messenger RNA, 501 nt
Organism: Fusarium pseudograminearum CS3096
Lineage: Eukaryota; Fungi; Ascomycota; Sordariomycetes; Hypocreales; Nectriaceae
Exons: 1
Coding region: 1-501 (166 amino acids)
Source: RefSeq, a predicted model, not a curated record
AUGGACGCCGCAGCCCCAAAGAGACCAGCCCAGGUGGCUUUCCGCAUUCAUCCCCUCUACCGCAUCUUCUUCCUCGUCCUUGAGCCCAUCUCUGCUCUCGUUGGCGCCUUCUUCACUCACUUCCGCCAAGGAACUUACCUCACUCUUCUCAAUGCGGCUUCUGCACCUAACGCAGCUCAAGCGGUGCCAAAGGCUACAUCGGUUGCCAUGUCGCAGCUUGCCAAUAUGUACUUCUUCUUCGCGCUCAAUGAGGCGCUCGUGCUGCGGUCUACGCCAGACCUGAGAGUCUGGAGGGUUGUGCUGUUUGUACUUCUUGUGGCGGACGUGGGACACUUGUUCUCCAUGAGCGAGCUGGGCACGAGGAUUUACUGGGAUGUCAAGUCAUGGAAUGCGAGCGACUGGGGAAAUGUCCCUUGGGUUUAUGCUGGUAUGACUCUGAGGGUUUGCUUCUUGAUGGGUUUCGGAUUGGGAGAAUCGAGGGUUUUGAAGAGGAAAGUUUAG